UAAAUACCACCCCAUGUCAGAGAUCACUAGCUGGAUGGAACAGAUGGUAAAGGAUCACCCUGAUGUUGUAACCGUGGUGAAUUAUGGAAAGACCUAUGAAAGCAGGGAUAUUAGCUUGCUCAAGAUUGGCCUGAAUACUGGAAAGGAAAAGAAAGCUAUCUGGAUGGACUGUGGAAUACAUGCCAGAGAAUGGAUCGCUCCAGCCUUCUGCCAGUACUUUGUUAGAGAGAUUCUGCAGACAUACAAAACAGAUGCCAAAAUGGAAGAGAUGAUGAAGAACGUGGACUUCUACGUCACUCCAGUGCUCAAUAUAGACGGCUACAUCUACACGUGGGAAAAUGAGACAACUCGACUGUGGAGGAAGAACAGGUCACCAGGUCCUGAGGACUGCAGCUGCUAUGGCACCGAUCUCAACCGCAACUUUGAUGCCAACUGGGGAACCGUUGGGGUAUCAUUUGACUGUUGCUCAAACACCUACCCUGGAACCAAACCGGCAUCUGAGCCUGAGGCCAAGGCUGUAACUGACUUUGUGGGAAGCCGAAAGGACAUCUUCCUGUGUUUCCUCACCAUCCACUCCUACGGCCAGCUGAUCCUGGUUCCCUAUGGACACCCCAACUACACUGCCCCCAAUUAUGAUGAGCUGAUGAUGGUCGGAAAGGGUGCAGCAGAAGCAAUUUGGAAGGUUCAUGGGAUGGACUACACUGUAGGAACCUCGCCUGAUGUACUAUACGCCAACUCUGGUUCAUCCAGAGACUGGGCUCGAAUGCAGGGGAUCCCCUUAACCUUCACCUUUGAGCUCAGAGAUAACGGGACGUACGGCUUCGAGCUUCCUGAAGACCAGAUCCAGCCUACCUGUGAGGAGGCCUACAGCGGGGCUCUGCACAUCGUCACCUACGCCCACGACAAGACCUUUAGCGGUGCUGUAGCCAACGCUGCUGUGACCCUUUGGUCCAUACUGUUAGCAGCGGGUGUCACUGGAGCCACCCUCAUGUGAGGUGGAGAGCUGUUUGAUUUCAGCCACCCUGCUGUAUAAGGCACUCAUAUUUAGUUCUUCACCUCAAAGUCAGAUUUAGAAAAAGGAUAAGCUUUAAAGAUUCAGUAUUUGCUGGAAAGAAAAAGAACAGUUAAUGUAGAA
Messenger RNA from Pelmatolapia mariae (spotted tilapia), 1135 nucleotides. RefSeq names its product carboxypeptidase O-like. Bases 14 to 994 code for a protein of 326 amino acids. Gene Ontology annotation, molecular function: metallocarboxypeptidase activity; zinc ion binding. The transcript is spliced from 8 exons. Gene Ontology annotation, biological process: proteolysis. NCBI's taxonomy places the organism in Eukaryota, Metazoa, Chordata, Actinopteri, Cichliformes, Cichlidae. The record is from RefSeq and is a predicted model, not a curated record.